AUGGCUACCCCGCCUGUACUAGCUUUCGAUGCUGAGGGCCGCCCAGUGAAGUUUGAUACUUGGCUUGAUGACCUGCACCUCUUCCUACAGCUCACUGCCAAGGAGGAUAUCUCACUGUAUGACCACGCCCUCGGCCAUGCUCCUGCCCCUGCUACUGAUGCUGACAGCACUACCCGCUCACAGUGGCAGACUCGUGACGCCCACGCUCGCUUUGCCAUCCGCAACUCCCUGCCGUUAGAUGAGCGCGAGCACUUCGGCCAGUGCAAGACUGCUAGAGACCUCUACACCGCUGUAGUUGCCCGUUACUCCUCACCCGCUUCUGCUACGCUAGGCCGCCUCACUCUUCCCUACCUGUUCCCCGACCUAGCCUCCUUUCACACUGUCGCAGACCUCAUCACCCACCUUAAGACUAGUGAGGCCCGCUUUCGCGCUGCUAUGCCUGCCGAGUUUCUCACUAGCAACCCCCCCCCGCUCUGGAUCACUCUCUACCACAUCGUCACCCGCCUCCCUGACUCUCUGCGCGCAGUCAGGGACCACUUCCUCUCUCGCUCCCCCACUGAGCUCACUGUUGCCCUCCUCGAGAAGGAACUGCUUGCAGCUGAGGCGAGCAUCGUCGCUGUAGGCACCUCUCGUGGCGACCCCCGCACCCCGUUCUUCGAGGGGUGUUCCCCUUCCCCCCUCCUCCCCUCUGUCGCCUCUGCUGCUGCUGUCGACCUCCUUGGUGCUGAGAAGGUCGGGACCGCGUCUGCUUCGAGCGGGCGCCGCAGGGGCAAAGGGGGCAGGGGCGGGGGUGGCGGCGGAGGAGGUGGGGGUGGAGGCGGUGGGAGUGGAGGCGCGGCUGAGGAGGCUAGUGGCGGUAGUGGGGGAGGCGACAGCAGCGGCGGGAGUGGUGGCAGGGGCGGAGGCGGCAGCGGAGGCGGAGGUGGUCGUGGUGGCGGCAGGGGUGGAGGUGGCCGGGGCGGAGGCGGAGGGGGUGGUGGUCGUGGGGGCACUGGCGGAGGGCAGAGUCAGCAGCCAGCCCCGACGCUUCAGGCCGCCCGUGAGUGGUAUGCGCAGCGUGGCUUUACCUGCACGUACGUCAUUCGCACAGGUGACCGCAGCGGCCAGCAGUGUGGGAGGCCGCACCCCACGCAGCGCUGCUUCGCGCGCCUUACCGACGCGUGGCGCACUCAGUUUCCUGCUGCCACUGAGCUGCCGCGCUGGGCUGAUCUGGAAAAGAGGGGUGUUGAUAUUUGGGCUUUAGACUUUGAUGCUAUUCUCACUGCCAUGUAUGCCAUGUCUAUUAGUGGAGAGGGUGCUCAGUACUUGCGUGUUCCGCCCGACCCGGGCAUUCAGGCCAGUCCGGCUGCCGCUCUAGGUGCUAGUGCGUCCGCUCCCGCAGGUCCUAGUGAGGCUGCUGCCCUAGGUGCUAGUGCGUCUGUGCCCCCUGGUACUGAGUCGACUGCAGCACUGCACACCUUCACACUGGACUCAGGUGCUUCUCGCUCUUUCUUUCGUGACCGCACUGUCCUUGAGCCCCUCGCUCGGCCAGUUGCUGUCUCCCUUGCUGACCCCUCUGGGGGUCCGGUCAUUGCGACCUCCUCCACUGUCCUUCCUUGUCCGGCGGUCCCGUCCGGCACGCUGUCAGGUCUCUACCUCCCCUCGUUCUCUACGAACUUGGUGGCAGGUAGUGCGCUCCAGGACGGGGGUGUUCACCAGUUCACCCCUGCCUACGAGCGCGUGACACACUGCACGUGUGCUCGGACGGGUCGCCACCUGGCUACCUUCACUCGGGAGCCGGGGUCGGACCUGUACACACUGACCACUGUGUCCCCUCAGGUAGCUGCGUCCGCGUCUGCGUCAGGUCAGCUGUCGGCCCCCUGCUCGUGUCGCUCUCUGGCGCACGACAUCGUCUUUGGCACCACCGACUUGGCCACCCAUCUGUGCAGCGCCUUCGUGCCAUGCACAAAGCGGGACCUUGUCUCUGGUCUUCCCAGGGUGCUCCCUCCCCUCCCACCCUCGCCUGCUCCUCCCUGUAUUCCCUGUGUCGAGGGGUGGCAGCGCGCCGCUCCUCACUCCUCCUCCUUUCCCCCGACGACUGCUCCCCUGCAGACGCUCCACCUGGACGUGUGGGGCCCAGCCCGCGUCCGUGGUCAGGAUCAGGAGAGAGCUCGUCUCCGGCUCAGCGAGCGUUUCCGCUCCGACUUUCCUGUCCUGCGUCUGCACUCUGACAGAGGUGGGGAGUUUUCCUCUGGCCUAUUGGAGGCCUUCUGUCAGCAGGAGGGCAUUGCGCAGUCGUACACGCUUCCGGACUCGCCACAGCAGAAUGGGGUUGCUGAGCGCCGCAUUGGUCUGGUCAUGGAGGUCGCUCGUACCUCCUUGAGCCAUGCGGCUGCCCCCCAUUUUCUGUGGCCGUUUGCAGUCCGAUACGCUGCGCAUCAGCUCAACCUCUGGCCCCGUGUCUCCUUGCCGGAGACUUCUCCGACACUGCGUUGGACGGGAGAGGCUGGCGAUGCGUCGUGUUUUCGGGUCUGGGGAUCCCGAGCUUUUGUCCGCGACACGUCCGCGGACAAGCUCUCCCGUCGCGCUGUCCCCUGCGUCUUCCUUGGCUUUGUCCCGGACGCCCCUGGUUGGCAGUUCUACCACCCCACCUCGCGGCGUGUCCUGGCCUCUCAGGACGUCACUUUUGACGAGUCCGUCCCCUACUACCGCCUCUUCCCCUACCGCACUGCCCCGCUCCCCCCCCGCCUCUCUUCCUCGCUCCAGGUGCUGAGGUACCAGACCCCCUCCCCCCUCAGGGUGCCGCUCCCUCAGGUGUGUCCCAGGUAG
Closterium sp. Yama58-4 is the source of this 2808-nucleotide messenger RNA. NCBI's taxonomy places the organism in Eukaryota, Viridiplantae, Streptophyta, Zygnematophyceae, Desmidiales, Closteriaceae. The record is from the annotation of a GenBank genome assembly.